AUGGCAGACAUUGCUUCAGCUAUAGGUGGAAUUGUAUCAGCAGGUCUUGGAAUAGCAAAUACUAUUACUAGUAAAGCAGAAGGUAUAUUCGCAACAGUUACCUCAGGAGCUGAUGGUGCUUGGCAAACUGCAACUUCAGGAGUUGUUGUACAAUUUGAAUCAUUAACAUCAGGUGGAGCUGCUGCUUUUCAAAUUGUUACCUCCGAUGCUGAAGGUAGAUUUUCUACUAUUACCCAAGGUGCUGUUUCAGAUUUUUCAAUUGUUACAAGUAAAGGAAAUGAAGCUGGUCAAUCAUUAACUUCUGCUGGAGGUGCAGCUGUUGGAGCAAAUGGUGGAUCAUCAGCAACAAGUAUUGCUUCAACAAGUGAGGAUUCUUCAAAUUCAAGUUCAAGUCCAAGUUCUAGCUCAAAUUCAAGAUCAGAAUCAUCAGAAUCAUCAGAAUCAUCAUCAUCAUCAUCACCAUCAAGUUCAGGUAGUUCUGCAGGUGGUGCAGCUGCUUCAUCAAGCACGAGAGCAUCAAGUUCAGGUGAUUCUAGUUCAUCAGCAUCUAGAUCAUCAAGUUCCUCAUCAUCAACUUCAUCGGGAGGAUCAUCAUCUGGUUCAAUCUCAAACAUUGAUUCAUUGAAUUGGAAAAAAUCAGUUGGUAUUUUAGGAAUUGUUGGUGCUUCAAUAAUUUUCACCGCUUUAUAG
Molecule: messenger RNA, 690 nt
Organism: Lodderomyces jiufengensis
Lineage: Eukaryota; Fungi; Ascomycota; Pichiomycetes; Serinales; Debaryomycetaceae
Exons: 1
Coding region: 1-690 (229 amino acids)
Source: RefSeq, a predicted model, not a curated record